UCAUUCUUCACAUAAAGCGUUAUUUCUUUAUCUGUUUAAUGCAGCACACGGAUAAGAUCGCGCAGCUUGCAAUUCAACGCUGUCACCCGAAUUCAACAUCAGCUGCCUUUACUUUGGUCUCUGCAAGAUGCCAGCAGCCCUUGCAGAGAACAGCCAGGUUAUCUGUGAAGUGUGGGCGAACAAUCUGGAAGAAGAGAUGAGGAAAAUUCGAGAGAUUGUUCUCAGUUACAGCUACAUUGCCAUGGACACAGAGUUUCCUGGAGUUGUUGUAAGGCCAAUCGGUGAAUUUCGCAGUUCCAUAGACUAUCAAUACCAGCUCCUUCGGUGUAACGUUGACCUUCUGAAAAUUAUCCAGCUGGGCCUGACUUUCACAAAUGAGAAAGGAGAAUAUCCUUCCGGCAUCAACACCUGGCAGUUCAACUUCAAAUUCAACCUUACGGAGGACAUGUACUCUCAGGAUUCCAUCGACCUCCUGGCCAGCUCUGGGCUGCAGUUCCAGAAGCAUGAAGAAGAAGGGAUCGACACCCUGCAUUUUGCCGAGUUGCUUAUGACGUCUGGAGUCGUCCUCAGUGACAGCGUGAAAUGGCUGUCCUUCCACAGUGGAUAUGACUUUGGCUACAUGGUGAAGUUGUUGACAGAUUCCAGGUUACCAGAAGAGGAACAUGAAUUUUUCCAUAUCUUGAAUCUUUUCUUCCCAUCUAUCUAUGACGUAAAGUACCUAAUGAAGAGCUGCAAAAACCUCAAGGGCGGCCUUCAAGAAGUGGCGGAUCAGCUGGAUUUGCAGCGCAUUGGACGACAGCACCAGGCAGGAUCAGACUCUCUUCUCACGGGAAUGGCAUUCUUCAGAAUGAAGGAGUUGUUUUUUGAGGAUACAAUUGAUGAUGCAAAGUAUUGUGGGCGGUUGUAUGGCCUUGGCACAGGAGUGGCUCAGAAACAAAAUGAAGAUGUGGACUCAGCCCAGGAGAAAAUGAGCAUUUUGGCUAUUAUCAACAACAUGCAGCCGUGAUGAGCGGUACCUCUCAGCAGAACGUGGUUACCAUAUUGGCAGCUGCUGUCCUCAACCAUUUUCCCUAAUACUGUCUCAAACAAAAGACACUUACAAUACGGCCUGCAGUUUUGCUGAAGAGCUGCAUCUUCAUUUGAAACCCAGAAGAGAGUUGACUGAAUUCCUAAUGCCAGCAUUUGUGGUUUGCCAUCUUUUUAAUACCAAGGGCAAAAGACAGAACCUAUUGUGAAUACCUCUGUUUUUUUCCUCUUUAUACUGUACAGAAUCUGCAAGGAAGACUUAACGGUAGAAUAUUCAGUAGAGCGAAGAGUCUGGAAAUCCAGUGAAAAUGGACACAGACAUGCACACAAAUUUCCAAAUUGUGCUUUAUAAAGCUUAUUUUUAAACUUCUGCAUGUUAUGAAGGUGACUGCUUCACCUCAUGUUCUGCUUAUUUUAUCUUUGUGUAGUCUGUAGAAAUUGCUCCCUUUGAUCACUGCAGAGGUUCGGGAACAGAUGACAUUAAAAUGAUC
This is a messenger RNA of Mesitornis unicolor (brown roatelo), 1517 nucleotides long. RefSeq names its product CCR4-NOT transcription complex, subunit 8 (gene CNOT8). The record is from RefSeq and is a predicted model, not a curated record. Gene Ontology annotation, molecular function: nucleic acid binding; poly(A)-specific ribonuclease activity. The transcript has 6 exons. Gene Ontology annotation, cellular component: CCR4-NOT complex; P-body; CCR4-NOT core complex. NCBI's taxonomy places the organism in Eukaryota, Metazoa, Chordata, Aves, Mesitornithiformes, Mesitornithidae. Bases 128 to 1006 code for a protein of 292 amino acids.